Molecule: messenger RNA, 3349 nt
Organism: Mangifera indica (mango)
Lineage: Eukaryota; Viridiplantae; Streptophyta; Magnoliopsida; Sapindales; Anacardiaceae
Product: protein tesmin/TSO1-like CXC 2
Exons: 13
Coding region: 125-2932 (935 amino acids)
Molecular function (GO): DNA-binding transcription factor activity
Source: RefSeq, a predicted model, not a curated record
AAGAAAUAAUUUUUUUUUAUUUUCUCAUCAUUUUCAACUCUCAGUUUCAGCAGUAUAGGCGGCCAGUGGGCGUGGAAGAAGAUGCUGAGACUGACCCCAACGAUUAUUGUCUCUUUUUCUCAUUAUGGAUUCUCCUGAGCCAACUUCCAAAGCUACCGCCUCUGCGGCGGCCGUCUUAGCUACUCCAACAUCAGCUUCUCCUGUUCAAGAAUCUCCUUUUUCUAAUUUCCUUAGCAACUUAUCCCCUAUAAGGCCUGCCAAAGAACCCCUUGUAUUACAAGGGUUUUUGGGACUUAAUUCUCCUCCACUUGUAUUCACUUCUCCACACAUAAAUGCACUCCGAGAAACAAGUUUCUUAAAAAGGUCUCUGUGUCUUCAGUUACCCAGUGCAGAACUGCCCCCACAUGAUGAUGAAGCCAGAAAGUCUGCUGAUGGUCCUGGUGAUCUGGAGAAAUCAAAUUUGUUAGUGCAUGGUGGGUUGACUGCCGUCACUCAUAAAGACAGUGAUAUAAAGUAUUCUGUGCAGGAACAAUCCAGCAGCCCUUCUGGGUGUGUGGAUGAAUACUUUGCUGAUCACGUGGACGUUGAUUCUACAAACUCUACUUCUGCAGCACAUAAUUCAAAACAGUUGCCCAAUGUGGUUGAAUUAUCACAGAGUGGUACAAGUGACUCAAAGAAGACGAUGUUAACACUUGAUGACAAAUCUUUUAUGAAGAUGAAAGUGGUUGUACCUGAGGCCAUGCCAGCGGAAACUGAACAAAACAUUCAAGGAAAGACCACAUUUGAUAACGAGCCAAGCAAGAUUAAAGAUGAGAAAACACAUGGAGAAAGGGAAUCUAAUGGAGGCUCAAAUAUCGAGUCUAAUUUGUCUUUGGACCAUGCUUCUAGUAAGCAACAAUAUGAAGGCCUAAGCGCUCAGAAUUCAGGGAGUGUCCAUGGGGAUGAAUCCAAUUGGCCCCCACAAUUGCUGCCUGGAAAACUGCAGAUUGUUCAGACAAAUGAACAUUUGGAAGAAAAUUCCGGAGAAAUCCUACAUGGACUCAUUGAUAGUACAGUGCAUGAUCUUGAGGCCAGUCAGAACCAACGUGGCAUGAGUAGGCGUUGCCUUCAAUUUGAAGAAGCUCAACAUAAAGCUGUUGGGAAAAGCACAAAUCCUUUGAAUCAGGCAAAUGAUAUAACUGAAUCAAGAUCACCUGCUACCCCCCAUGAAUCAGAGAGCUUGGAUUUAAGCGCAACUUUCAAUCGGAGGGAGCUGGUUAACUUGCCCCAACCUGUCACUCCUAUGUUUCCUCCUUGUCAUACUGGAAAGUCUCCCUUAACUAUUUCCAAGCCAUCAGGAAUUGGCUUGCAUCUAAACAGCAUUGUCAAUGCUUUGCCUGAGGGUCAUGCUGCCACUGUUGAAUAUGGGAUGGUUGAAAGUAAGACUUUAAUUGCUGUGAGUUCUAUGAUUUCUGAAUCAUUUGACCACACAGGACCUUCGGAUAUGUUGCCUCCGAUUGAUCAUCAUGCAACUCCUCAUACUAAGAGGACAUUUAACUCAGAGCAUACUGACAGUUUUGAGAAGUUCAGUCAAACAAGCCCGAAAAAGAAAAGGAAGAAACCAUUUGGCACCAUUGAUGGUGAAGGUUGCAAACGCUGCAAUUGUAAGAAGACCAAAUGCUUGAAACUUUACUGUGAUUGUUUUGCUGCUGGAAUCUAUUGUGAUGGACCUUGUGCCUGCCAAGGGUGCUUUAACAGACCAGAAUAUGAAGAUACUGUUCUUGAGACAAGGCAGCAAAUUGAAUCCCGUAAUCCAAUAGCUUUUGCUCCCAAGAUUGUGCAGCAUGCUACCAAAUUUCUGGAUGAUGGAAGCCAAAUGACACCAGCCUCAGCUAGGCACAAAAGAGGCUGCAAUUGUAAAAAAUCGAUGUGUCUGAAAAAAUACUGUGAAUGCUAUCAGGCUAACGUUGGAUGCUCAAGUGGAUGUCGAUGUGAGGGUUGCAAAAAUGUAUUUGGAACAAAAGAAGAUUAUGUUGGAAAUGAUGAAAUGGUGAGCAACAGAUUCAACAAAGACAGAUCAGAAGGAACAUUUGAUGACAAAUUAGAAACUAUAACAAACAAGAAUGAUGUCUUAAAUUCUGAGUUGUAUGAUCCCCGCAACCUGACACCAUUGACUCCACCAUUCAAUUGCUCAGACCACGGAAAGGAUGCACCGAAAUCUCGAAUUCUUUCUAGAAGAUACAUUCCAUCACUCAAGUCUGAUGUUACCAUAUUAUCAUCUUUUACAAAAACACCAACAUCUCAGAAAAAUUCAGAUUGUAAUAAUAUGCUUCUGGAAACAAGUAAAGAAAUACUGGAUGUGGGUGCUUGUGGUCAGAGAAUGGAUUACAACAGCAAAGACAUGACAGACCCAUUCUCUUCAAGAUGUGACAAACUUGCUGAUUUUCGUGAUGUCAAUCCACUGCUUGAUUUUUCUUCAAUGGGCAUGGCCUCCUCAACUUCAUGUAAGGCAUCUGACUGGACAAAUGCUUCACGAUUCCAAUUAUGCCCCAGAAGUGGUAACCUCACAUCAGUUAGUUCCCAGCAUUGGCGUAGUUCACCUAUUACCCCAAUGACUCAGUCAAGUGGGACCAAGAAUCACCAGGCGCUUGACUCUGACAGCAGGCUUUGUAGCCUUCUGGAAGAUGAUACACCUGACAUUCUGAAAGAUGCAUCUACUCCCGUUAAAUCAGAUAAAGUAAGUUCCCCCAGUCGCAAGCGAGUUUCACCUCCCCAAGCUCGUGGGCAUGAACUUGGGUCAAGCUCUUCAGGAGCCUUGAAAAGUGGCCGCAAGUUCAUAUUAAAAUCGGUGCCAUCUUUCCCACCUCUGACCCCUUGCAUUGAUACCAAAGGAAGCACCAAUCAGAACAAAAGCGAUUUUCAGGAAAAAGAAAAAAGUAACAGCAACAAAUGAUUGAUGCCCUGGCCAUGCGAGUAUCGUUGGGUUGAUCUUGAGCCCCGGCAGUUAAAACUUUUAGUUGAAGCUAUUGUGGCAAUUUUGGAUAAGAAGACUUCAAAUGAAUUGAUGCUACAGUGGCCACUUGUUCAAAGGAGCAGCACACAGUUCAAGAAUACAUAUUUUCGCUGCAUCUCCGGUUGUAAUCUUGGCUUUUUAUAAUUCACUUUGUAUUACAGUGUUUAAAUGUCAGUAUUCUUUUGUUGAAUUGGAUUCUAUCGUUAAAUUCUAUUGCACGUUUCAUGGUUAGAGGAGACUCUUCUGAGAUUCGAUUCAAAAGGGCAAAUAAAAGCCUCUUACAAAAUCAUGUUGAAACAGUUUUGUAGACUAUAUUGUUUGCGUUUAUAAUAUUAUUCACUUUCUUUUUGUGCCUCA